AUGCACUGCUCCAUCUACCUCGCUUUGAUCUUUGCUGCUGUUGCACUCGCUGCACCCUUCGAGUCCAGCAUAUCACCAUCACAAUAUUCCGGCGAGGGAAGCGGCAUAGGUGGCAGAAAGUUCGACGCCGCCCGCUCAGGUCGCCCCGGUAUGAGGCAAAACAUGAUGGGAAACUCAGGAUCCUUGUCAGUGUAA
This is a messenger RNA of Puccinia graminis f. sp. tritici CRL 75-36-700-3, 195 nucleotides long. RefSeq lists its product as uncharacterized. Lineage: Eukaryota; Fungi; Basidiomycota; Pucciniomycetes; Pucciniales; Pucciniaceae. The transcript is spliced from 3 exons. Bases 1 to 195 code for a protein of 64 amino acids. The record is from RefSeq and is a predicted model, not a curated record.